UGCUGGCAGCAGAAGCAGAGGUUCAUUUCAUCAGUUCUUGCUGUUGUUCUGUUUGCACUACUAGAUCAUUAGCUCUGCUCAUUGCAGCCAUGGAGGGUGUAGCUAAGAGAUACUGCCUCGCUAUAUCACUCAUCUUCUUCCUGCUUCUUGUUCCAACUGUCCAUGGAGCAAUCAAUAGUACAGAAGGCGCCGGCGGUGAGACGGUGGCAGCAGUGAGGACGGCCGCCGCCGGCGGCGGCCAUGGGCACGGAUACACGAGCCACCGGUCGCACAACCCCAACAACCCCGAGAACGGCGGCUCCGGCACGCCAGUGGUGGACCCACACAACGUCGCCGCCAGGGGCCACCACCACCGUGGCGCGGCAAGCAGGACGGCCGCCGGCGGCGACCCUCUCCUGGCAACAUGGAUGCUUCUUGGAGCAACCCUCUUCCUGUGGGUUCUUGGCUAA
Molecule: messenger RNA, 449 nt
Organism: Oryza brachyantha (malo sina)
Lineage: Eukaryota; Viridiplantae; Streptophyta; Magnoliopsida; Poales; Poaceae
Exons: 2
Coding region: 90-449 (119 amino acids)
Source: RefSeq, a predicted model, not a curated record